CCACGAAGUGUCAACAUGAAAAAUGACACAGAAGUCACCAUAUUUAUAUUGAAGGGCUUCACAGACAAUCGUGAACUGCAGGUCGUCCUAUUUUUUCUAUUUCUAGCAAUCUACCUUUUUACUGUGACAGGAAAUUUAGGACUGGUUGUAUUGGUCACUGGGGAUUCCCGGCUCCACAACCCCAUGUACUAUUUUCUGGGUGUGUUAUCUUUCUUAGAUGCUUGCUAUUCCUCGGUUAUUACCCCAAAUAUGUUAGUAGAUUUUAUGUCAAAGAGCAAAGACAUUUCAUUUCUUGGAUGUGCAACACAAAUGUUUCUUGGUGUUACUUUUGGGACCACAGAAUGUUUUCUCUCGGCAGCAAUGGCUUAUGAUCGCUAUGUAGCAAUCUACAACCCACUUCUCUAUUCAGUUAACAUGUCACCCAAAGUCUUUGUGCCACUCAUCACUGCUUCAUAUGUCGGUGGCAUUUCACAUGCUACUUUACACACAGUAGCAACUUUUAGCCUGUCCUUCUGUGCAUCCAAUGAAAUCAGACAUGUCUUUUGUGAUAUCCCUCCACUCCUUGCUAUCUCCUGUUCUGACACUAACAUCAACCAGCUUCUACUCAACUACGUUGUGGGUUCUCUUGAGAUAUUCAACAUCCUGAUUGUCCUGAUCUCCUAUAGUUUCAUUUCGUUCGUCAUUCUGAGAAUGCGUUCUGCUGAAGGGAGACGAAAAGUAUUUUCCAUCUGUGGCUCUCACCUAACUGGGGUGUCAAUUUACCAUGGAACAAUCCUCUGCACAUAUGUCAGACCAAGUUCUAGCUUUGCUUUGGAUCGUGACAUGAUACUGUCUAUAUUCUAUACCAUUGUGAUUCCCAUGCUGAAUCCUAUUAUCUACAGUUUGAGGAACAAAGAUGUAAAAGAAGCAAUGAAAAAAGUGUUUGGGAGAAAUUGGUUUAUCAAUAAAGUAUAUUUUUAG
Molecule: messenger RNA, 960 nt
Organism: Loxodonta africana (African savanna elephant)
Lineage: Eukaryota; Metazoa; Chordata; Mammalia; Proboscidea; Elephantidae
Product: olfactory receptor 5T9-like
Exons: 1
Coding region: 16-960 (314 amino acids)
Biological process (GO): sensory perception of smell; G protein-coupled receptor signaling pathway
Cellular component (GO): membrane
Molecular function (GO): odorant binding; olfactory receptor activity; G protein-coupled receptor activity
Source: RefSeq, a predicted model, not a curated record